Molecule: messenger RNA, 2930 nt
Organism: Acaulospora morrowiae
Lineage: Eukaryota; Fungi; Glomeromycota; Glomeromycetes; Diversisporales; Acaulosporaceae
Source: the annotation of a GenBank genome assembly
GUUAUAUUCCACAGAGCACGGAAAUUGAUACCUGCUCUCAAUUCAUGUGCAUUCCUAUCUACAGAGGUCUCGUGCGUCAUGCUACCGCACGCGUGAUAUCUGCAAUAGGUAAAAUCGAACUGCCGGCCGGCACAUGGAAUGAACUACUUCAAUUUUUAUAUCAGUGCUGCCAGAGUCAAAUUGUGGGACAGCGCGAGGUGGGAAUAUUUGUUAUCUUCUCUUUGUUGGAAGUGACAGAUGUGUUUAUAGACAACCUCCAUCAACUUUUACAAAUGUUUGGUGCCGCGUUGAACGAUCCGGAAAGCAAAAAUGUGCGCGUUACCUCAUUAGAGGCACUAGGAAAAGUGGCGGAAUUCAUUGAACCAGAUAAUAAGGAAGAUAUUAAAAUGUAUCGGGACUUAAUUCCCUCUAUGAUCAACGUUCUUCAACAAUGCUUGAACGAUGGUGAUGUUGAGUCAGCUCUUAAAGGCUUUGAGUUAUUCGAUACCUUGCUUCUUUUGGAAACGCCGUUUCUGUCUAUUCACCUUCCACAACUUAUUGACUUUGUCUUGUCCGUGGCGCGUAACACUAAAUAUGAUAAAUCAAUUCGUGUGAUGGCACUACAAUUUGUCAUAUGGGUUGCCGCGUAUAAAAAAGCGAAAAUCCAAAAGUUGAAACUUGUCGGUCCCAUUAUCCAACAGUUAAUGCCAAUUGGCACAGAGGAUGAUCCCGAUGAUGUGGACGAUGAAUCACCUUCAAAGAUGACUUUCAGGGUGAUAAAUUCUCUGUCAACCAAGUUACCCCCGCAACAAAUCUUUCCGGUAGUCAUGGAAUAUGUUACCGCGUACGUUCAGAAUCCUGACCCAAGAUACAGGAAAGCUGGAAUUAUGGCUUUUGCAGUCUUGAUUGAAGGAUGUGCUGAUUUCAUGCGUUCGAGGUUUGACAAUUUGCUUCCUCUCGUCUGUAAUGGACUACACGACCCCGAGGUUAUUGUACGUAAGGGUGCAUGCAUCGCCCUGUGUUGCUUGGCAGAGGAACUUGAACAAGAGAUUGCUGCAAAACACGCCGUGUUAUUACCUUUGAUCUUCGAAUUGAUAAAUGACUCAAACGUAGAGAUACAAAAACAAGCUUGCAAUGCUCUUGACGCCAUCUUAGAAGGAUUAGGCGACGAGAUUCUCCAAUAUCUGCCUAUAUUAAUGGAGAAACUACUUGUGCUAUUGGACAACAGUGCACACGAAGUGAAAGCCACAGUCGUGUCGGCUAUUGGAAGUGCUGCACAUGCAUCCGGAGAGGAGUUUAGACCUUAUUUUCCUCAUGUAAUCAGCAGACUGCAAUUGUUGAUGUCGCAGAAUAAAACAAAUGACGAUUUCCUCUUACGAGGAAUAGCCACAGACACAGUUGGUGCGGUGGCCGAAUCUGUAGGAAAGGAAGUAAUACAGCCAUAUGCUAACGAAAUAAUGCGGUUAGCAAUUGAGGGCAGCCAGAUGGAUUCUGCAAGACUUCGCGAAUGCAGUUACUGCUUAUUUGCCGUUUUUUCCCGCGUAUUCAAGGAUGAGUUUUCUCCUUACCUAACUACCAUUAUGCCACAGCUGAUAAAAAGUUGCCAAAUGGAAGAGCAAGAUUUGUUCGAUGCCGAGGUUAAUUCUGCGAUUGCCGAUGAAAAAGAAAUAGCGGCUGAUGUGAUCGGCGAAAUCUUUGAAAACAUUCGAUCGCAUUUCCUUCCUUAUGUAGAUACCACUCUCCAGGAGUUGAUAAAAUUAUCAGAUCACCAUUCGGAUGGAGUGCGAAAGUCGGUGAUCGGAUCAUUAUUUCAGUUCCUGGUCACAUUCUACAACAUGUCAAAUCCAGUUCAAUGGCAGCCAGGAUUACCUUUGAAAGUUCCUGUUCACGAAAAUGUGAUCAACAUGGCGAAAGCCGUUAUUCCCACAAUUUUAACUGCCUGGGAAGAUGAAAGAAGCAAAAUUCUUGUUCACGUUUCCGUUUUUGUUGCUUUUACCUUGCUUAACAAUGUCUUCAAAUUUAUGAUAAGGAUGGUGGUGGUUCGAGUUUGCGCAGAAUUUGCCGAAGCUAUAAAGACCUGUGGUCCUCUCGUAGUUGCCGACCAUUUGAAACAGAUUUGCGACAACGUAUUAUUGCUUUACCAGAAAAAAGCCGCUUGUCAGGAGGACGAUGCCGAUGAAGAUGGAUUUUUGGACGAGGAUGACGAGGCCGAAUAUGAUGAACUUCUAAUAAGCAGUGCGUCAGACUUGGUUUCUGCGUUAGCAUCCGCGAUGGGUCCCGACUUUGUGCCUUUCUUCAAGGAAUACAUUCAGUAUAUUACCAAAUAUUAUAAAAAGACGAGGUCAAUCUCUGAUAGAUCAAUGGCUAUCGGAUGUUUGGGUGAAUCCACUGUUGGGUUGAAAUCCGGCAUAACAGAAUUUACUCAACAAUUAUUGCCUAUAUACCUGAAAGCCUUGGAAGAUGAAGAGGAAGAGGUCAGAAGUAAUGCUGCUUAUGCGGUUGGUCUUCUUUGCCAGUACACGAAUGUAGACAUUAGCGGACAAUAUUCCUCGAUACUUUCGCGGCUAAGUCUGUUGUUCACUAAUCAAUCUUCAACAAACGUGACAGAUAAUGCGUGUGGCGCAGUGUGUAGAAUGAUCAUGGCAUGUCCACAUGUAGUGCCCGUAGAUCAGGUACUUGAGGCUGUGCUACGCGUACUGCCUUUAAAGAAGGAUCACGAAGAAAACGAACCAGUAUUUCAGUGCAUCUUUAUGCUUUUCCGCGCAAACAAUUCAUUUGUGUUCAACCAUAUUCCCGAGUUGUUAAAUAUCUUUGCUCAGGUACUCUCUCCCCCCGAAGAUCAACUAAAGGAACAAACCCGACAAGAGUUAAUAGAACUCAUUAAAGCUCUUAACCAGCAAUUCCCCGAUGUGGUUGCAAGAUCAUCGCUAGGGGCGUUUCUACAAGCAUAA